This is a messenger RNA of Labrus mixtus (cuckoo wrasse), 2197 nucleotides long. Its product is annotated as zinc finger protein 180-like. Gene Ontology annotation, biological process: regulation of transcription by RNA polymerase II. NCBI's taxonomy places the organism in Eukaryota, Metazoa, Chordata, Actinopteri, Labriformes, Labridae. The coding region runs from base 239 to 1432 and encodes 397 amino acids. Gene Ontology annotation, molecular function: DNA-binding transcription factor activity, RNA polymerase II-specific; RNA polymerase II transcription regulatory region sequence-specific DNA binding. The transcript has 3 exons. Gene Ontology annotation, cellular component: nucleus. The record is from RefSeq and is a predicted model, not a curated record.
GUUUGCAAUGUAAAGGAGAGGAAGACAUUUUAGUUUUCUGAACGAAAGCUAGUUAUCCUAAUGCAGCGAGUUUAAGUUUACUGUUUCGUCUUUAAGUAAAUUUGCAUGUGCGUUUCAACUAGUUUUUACUUCCGUUAAAUAGCCAACUGGUGUGCAAAGUUAAAAAAUAUAUAUUUCGAGUGUAAGUUUUAGCCUCCCUGGUGCAUUAAGCUGCAGGAUCCUGGUGGAGGAGGCCGGGAUGUCUGACUGCAGGAUCACGAUGUCUUCUGAACACCUGGCCUUCGGAGGGCGACCUGCGGGGAAAGCGACGUCUUCCUCCGUCGCGUCCGGAAACACAAACUGGGACGGUGCGCCCGGCAUGGAUGGGAUAACCGUGGUGAGGAUUGAUGACACGCACAUCGCAGAGGAGCAGUCUCAUGUCGGGACAAAGGUUCGAGAGGGUGCCACAACGUACUACGAGAUGGAGUACUCGAUGCCAGCGGACGAGGAGGUUGGGGAGGAGGAGGAAGAUGUUUAUGUUAUUGAGUAUUCAAAUCCUGAAGAGGAAGGACAAAGCUACCAGUUCACGAUGUCGGUAGACAGAUCACUUCCUCCUAAAAAGCCAAUAAUUAAACAUCCUAUGGUCAGAGAGAGCGCCAGAGCUCCUGUGCCUGUGGCUGGAGCUCCUUUAGUCCUACCUGCAGCAGGAGCAUUUUUACCUGCAAAACCCAAAUCCAACAGACCACAGAGGCCAAGACAGGAGCCGAGGAAGAGGAGGAUGAUAGAAGAAGACAAUGUAACCAAAGAGGAGUUUGUGAGUAAUAAGUGUGUGCUGGAGCUCGGAGAGGACAUUAGUGAUGUGAUGAAAAGGAAUGACGGGAAAGCACUCGUGUGCUCGCUGUGUCCGCCGCCCGGCAAGAGCUUUAAGAGAGCCUCGGGUUUGGCUGUUCAUUUAAAACAAAUGCACCACAUGGAGGGGAAGAAGACUUUCUUCUGCACGUGGUGCCAGCAGUCCGUCCGCACUCAGAUCGAACUGGACGCUCACACGAAACGACACGCCAACCACCACGCCGUCUUCGUUUGCGCCCUCUGCCCGGCGGAGGCGGAGCGCGAAUCGGAGACGGGGGAGAAGGGCUUUAAAGGAUCCAGGUGGGGUCUGAAGAGGCACAUGGAGAAGGAGCAUCCAGGCACCAUCCCGCGCUGCGACGUCUGUUUCAGGAACUUCAAGUCGCUCGUGUCGUACCUGGCCGACCAGUUCAGGCACGUCGGCAAAACGCCGUACCACUGCGCCAAGUGUCAGAUCUAUGAAAUCACGGAGAGGGGACUGAGCGUUCACAUCAAAAACCACGACAAGCCGAAGAAGAGGAAACCAGGGCCCGUUGAAAACCAGAUGCAGACGCUUCCAGUCCCGCCUGUUGUGGAUAACUCUGCCACAGACGACUCGGACUUCUGACACUUUUUGUCUUUACAGAAACUUUUUUGUCAGAGAUUUUAGACUCAAGCAACUCAGCGACCUCCUCUUUGUCGGACGGAUGUCUGACAUGUAUGCAUUCACAACUGAACUUUGGACUUGUUUUUUUUUUGGUUUACAUUUUUUUUUUAAAUGCACAUUACUAUUAUGAACUAUAUAUGUCCUUAAAACUUGCCUCAAGUAAUUCAUGAAUGGUGCCAUGUGGUGGAGUGUACUACCUUUAUUAUAUAUAUUACUAUAAGGGGUCUCAACCUGCAGAUUUGGAGGUGUGUGUGUGUGUGUGUGUGGCCUUAUGUUCUUUGUCUUUAGUUUUGUUCCUUAUUGGUUAAUAUGUUGUAAAAGCACGAUGACACUUCUUACUGACGUUUUAACCCAGCGUGGAUUCAAACACCAACCAAUGGUAGAAACAAACACUAUGAAAAUAAUGACCUCAGUUUCACCUGUUUAUGAAUCCUGUCAAAACGUUUUAACUUUAGAGAGGAAGUAAGACGAAGACCUAUAUGGACAAAAUAUUUAAACAUGUAUAAAAGGGUGUUUAAAGUCACUAAAAUAUGAACCAGGUUUGGUGUGUGAACAGUAAACGAAGGGUGACAAUCUGUUUUAGGAAAUAUUAACAAGUGAAUCAGUUUUGUCAGUUGUUGGUUCAAAAUGUCUUUUUUAUUCUUUUCUGUGAGAGUUCGUCUCUGCAACAUAAACUUGUUUUUUGUUUUUUUUUACUUUUUUGAAAUUAAAGGGAUUCACCACUCA